Molecule: messenger RNA, 3225 nt
Organism: Pieris macdunnoughi
Lineage: Eukaryota; Metazoa; Arthropoda; Insecta; Lepidoptera; Pieridae
Source: the annotation of a GenBank genome assembly
AUGCUAAGAAACGAUCCGGAUAAUCCUGGCUUGAGUCUUAGCGGGUCGAAAGCCGACCAGCAGCACAGGCGGGAAGUGUUCGGUUCCAACUUGAUUCCGCCCAAGCCGCCCAAGACCUUCCUAACGCUCGUGUGGGAAGCUUUGCAGGACGUCACGCUCAUUAUCCUGGAGGUAGCUGCUGUGGUCUCGUUGGGCUUGAGUUUCUACAAACCGUCCGAAGACGAAAGUGAUAUUGGACACAUUGAUGAAGAGGAGGGCCACUACCAGUGGAUCGAGGGUCUCGCUAUCUUAAUAUCAGUUAUAGUUGUCGUCAUAGUAACAGCGUUUAAUGAUUACACGAAAGAAAGACAGUUUAGAGGUCUCCAGUCUCGGAUAGAAGGUGAGCACAAGUUCGCGGUGAUACGAAGCAGCGAAGUAAAUCAGGUACCGAUAAGUGAAAUAGUGGUGGGGGACAUCUGCCAGAUCAAGUAUGGAGACCUUCUACCCGCUGAUGGCGUACUGCUGCAGAGUAACGACUUAAAGAUCGACGAGUCUUCGUUAACGGGUGAAUCGGACCAUGUGAAGAAGGGAGAAUCGUUUGAUCCCAUGGUGCUAUCCGGUACACACGUUAUGGAAGGCUCAGGAAAAAUGCUAGUAACCGCAGUGGGAGUGAACUCGCAAGCCGGAAUUAUUUUCACCCUUUUGGGUGCAGCCGUCGACAAGCAAGAGAAGGAGAUCAAGCAGAUGAAGAAAGAAGCUAAAAAGCAACGCAAGGAGACGCAGCGCAAGAGCCUCACGGGUGACGACGACGCGUUGCCGGCCGCCGCGAACCACGCCCACCCCGACGACAACCACGUGGCUCCCUCCGGAGACAAACCGGCGCCGGAAGCCUCUCACAAAAAGGAGAAGUCCGUGCUGCAGGCCAAGCUCACCAAGUUGGCCAUUCAGAUCGGGUACGCCGGGUCGACGAUAGCCGUGCUGACCGUGAUAAUCCUCAUCAUCCAAUUCUGCGUGCAAACAUUCGUGAUAGAGCAGAAGGUGUGGAAGGCCACGUACAUCAACAACCUGGUCAAACACCUCAUCAUCGGAGUGACCGUGCUGGUGGUGGCCGUGCCUGAAGGUCUACCGCUGGCAGUCACCCUGUCGCUCGCUUAUUCGGUCAAGAAAAUGAUGAAAGACAACAACCUGGUGCGCCACUUGGACGCCUGCGAGACCAUGGGCAACGCCACGGCUAUUUGCUCCGACAAGACCGGAACUCUCACCACCAACAGGAUGACGGUGGUCCAGUCGUACAUCUGCGAGAAGCUGUGCAAGGUCACCCCUCACUUCAGGGACAUCCCGGCCGACGUCGGAGAGACGAUGAUCGAGGGCAUAUCCGUCAACAGCGCUUUCACCUCCAGGAUCAUGCCCUCCCAGGACCCGACGGGACCUCCGAUGCAAGUGGGAAACAAGACGGAGUGCGCCCUCCUAGGGUUCGUCUUAGGCUUGGGGCAGAGCUACGAAGCGGUUCGCGAACGACACCCGGAAGAGUCGUUCACGCGCGUGUACACGUUCAACUCGGUUCGGAAAAGUAUGUCCACGGUCGUCCCGCACAAGGGCGGAUAUCGGCUCUACACCAAGGGUGCUUCCGAAAUUGUACUUAAGAAAUGUGCGUUCAUCUACGGUCACGAGGGUCGCUUGGAGAAAUUCACGAGAGACAUGCAGGACCGGCUCGUGCGACAGGUCAUCGAACCCAUGGCCUGCGACGGACUUCGGACCAUUUCCGUGGCCUACAGGGACUUCGUGCCCGGAAAGGCUGAGAUCAACCAGGUGCACAUAGACCAGGAGCCGAACUGGGAGGACGAAGACAACAUCGUCAACAACCUCACUUGCCUCUGCGUCGUCGGCAUCGAAGACCCCGUCAGACCCGAGGUGCCCGAAGCCAUCCGCAAAUGUCAGAAGGCGGGCAUAACGGUCCGCAUGGUCACCGGCGACAACGUGAACACGGCUCGCUCGAUCGCCGUCAAGUGCGGCAUCCUCAAGCCCACCGACGACUUCCUCAUACUCGAGGGCAAAGAGUUCAACACUCGGGUGCGGGACGCCAACGGAGAGGUCCAGCAGCACCUGCUGGACAAAGUGUGGCCGAAGCUGCGCGUGCUGGCCCGCUCGUCUCCCACGGACAAGUACACCCUGGUGAAGGGCAUGAUCGAAUCUAAGGCCUUCGACAAACGGGAGGUGGUGGCCGUGACGGGCGACGGCACCAACGACGGGCCCGCGCUCAAGAAGGCCGACGUCGGAUUCGCCAUGGGCAUCGCGGGCACGGACGUGGCCAAGGAGGCCUCGGACAUCAUCCUGACGGACGACAACUUCUCCUCGAUCGUGAAAGCCGUGAUGUGGGGUCGUAACGUGUACGAUUCCAUCGCCAAGUUCUUGCAGUUCCAACUCACCGUCAACGUGGUGGCCGUCAUCGUGGCCUUCAUCGGCGCCUGCGCCAUUCAGGACAGUCCGCUCAAGGCGGUCCAGAUGUUGUGGGUGAAUCUCAUAAUGGACACCUUGGCGUCUCUGGCGCUGGCCACGGAGAUGCCGACCCCUGACCUGCUCCAGCGAAAGCCUUACGGCAGAACCAAGCCUCUCAUUUCCCGCACUAUGAUGAAGAACAUCCUCGGACAAGCGGUCUACCAGCUCUUUAUCAUCUUCUCUCUGCUCUUUGUCGGCGACAGGAUGCUGAACAUCCCGUCCGGGCGCGGCCAGGCCUUGGGCACGGAGCCCACCCAGCACUUCACCAUCAUCUUCAACACCUUCGUGAUGAUGACGCUCUUCAACGAGAUAAACGCCCGAAAGAUCCACGGCCAGAGAAACGUCUUCGAGGGCCUCUUCACCAACCCCAUCUUCUACUCCAUCUGGAUCGGCACCGCCUUCUCACAGGUCAUAAUAAUCCAGUUCGGCGGAAUGGCCUUCAGCACGGCGGGUCUAACCUUGGAGCAGUGGCUCUGGUGUCUAUUCUUCGGAGCCGGAACCCUCGUCUGGGGACAGCUCGUCACCAGCAUCCCCACCAGGAAGAUACCCAAGAAACUCUCUUGGGGCCGCGGCCAGCCGGACCCCGAGUCGCUCCAACCGGGGCCGGACUACGACUCCGACCUCGACAAGAAGCCCCGAGCGGGACAGAUCCUCUGGAUCCGGGGCCUCACGCGCCUUCAGACACAGGUACGCACUCCGGGCGACCGCGGGGCCUUAGGUGACGGGACGGGGGUCCCGGGGUUUGAUUAA